CAUUUAUAAACCCUCCUGCCCUCAUUGUUUUACUGUUGGUCUUCAGUAUGAUGACUUUUCAGAUCCUCCUGGGGGCUUCCCUUGUUGUCUUGCUGAUUCUGGAUGUCUGUGGUCUUCCUGUCAAAGAUCCAAGACCACAGCUCCAGGGAGGCAGUGGCAUCAAAGCAGCAUCUCAGGGAGUAGCGGCUCCUUUCCAAGCUGACCAUGUGUCCUUCAGUGCUCCUGCAGUAAAAACUCUAAGCCACCCUACCUCUGUGCAAACGCCAGCUGACUUUGUCAACCCCAUGGCUUGGUACAACCCAGCAGCUCCUGUUUAUUAUGGCUCCCAGAUGCCAGCAUAUUAUGUUGACUCUCAACAGGCUGGAGCUGCUCAGUCUCCCCCCACAGCAGAAUGGGUUGUUGCUCCUCCUUCCUUUGAGGAUGCAUCCACUGAUGCUGAGGACAUUGGUGCUGUUCUCCCACCUGCACAGCCUGUAAGACCUAUCCUUCAGUCUGGGGAGACUUCCAACAUCGUUAAAGAAGCUGAGCUUGGCCAUUACCAGCGGGAGACGGAGGAGUCUGGCUACCCAGCUGUCCCUAUAAACCCUGUCCUGGGUUGCUUGUUGCCUUAUCCUUUUCCUUACAGGCUUCCUUACCCUGCUUUUGACUAUAGGCUCCUGUUUGGUCAGUACCCUCCUGGCACCUACACUACCUUCAGCAGAAAUCAUGAGAGGGGCAGAGACUACUCUCAGUCCAUUCAUUAUCUGAAGGAACAUGGUCCUGAUGCUCCAGAGAACCCCCAGAAUCCUGGAUCUGGGCAGCAGAAGUUUUUCCCAAGAACACAGUAGAAACCUGAAUGGAGCCAUGAUUAAUUGCACCGGUCUUGACAGAACCCUUUGGAAAUUUUAAAAUAAACAUUUCAAGUCCCAGACUUCUAUGAAUUUCAAUGUCUGAAUGUAGCAAAUAUUGCUCAUUGUGGUUGCAUCAGAUUAUGAUUUGCACACAUUCAAAAUGCAUGUAAUGGAGCAAGACUAAACUUAGCCCACUGAAAACUAAAUGAUUAGUUGUAACAAAUGCCCCUGUGUUGCUAGCUUAUCUAAACUGGACUGAAAGCCAUCCAGGAUGGCUGUGACAGAAAUGACGUUCCACACAUUUCUCUCCAUCCAGGUCCUCUAACUUGUAGGUCCCCUCUCGUGCUGAAUCACUGAUUUACAGCUGCAGAAAUCGCUUUGAAAUCAAAUUGGUAGAGUCUAAUUUGG
Cyprinodon tularosa is the source of this 1238-nucleotide messenger RNA. RefSeq lists its product as uncharacterized. NCBI's taxonomy places the organism in Eukaryota, Metazoa, Chordata, Actinopteri, Cyprinodontiformes, Cyprinodontidae. Bases 48 to 827 code for a protein of 259 amino acids. The transcript is spliced from 5 exons. The record is from RefSeq and is a predicted model, not a curated record.